UUGACUUGUCAGUCAGUCAGUUUUCAUGUUGUUUCGGUGUUAAGUGUGAUGAAAUUAAUUUGAUCGUCUAUUGUUAAAUCAAAUAAUUAGAACAUUGUUAUCAUAAACAUGGGCAACUUUAUUAGUACUAAUAUGGAAGAAAAUUUUAAGAAGAAUCAAGAAUUUAUUCAGUCAAUUAAUAAAAUAAAAAUGGAGAGACAAAUUCAAUUGCAAUAUCAAAUUCAGGAACGACAAAUGGCUAUGCAGAUAGCUAAAAACAGGGACUUAUGUUUUUGGUUAACUGCAUUUUAUGUUACAGCUACGACUGGCUUGUAUACUGGAUUUAGAAGAACAAAGAGGGUAUACUUUUUAGUGCCCAUGGUGCCGUUGACAUUUAUAACUUUAUAUCAUUGGGAUCUCGCAUAUGGCAACAAGAUUCACAGAAUUAGAAUGGAAGCUGAACACAUUAUGACACAUGAAGCUGACCGUCUUGAAUGGCCAUGUGGACUGCCAUCACCUUCAUCUGUAGACCUUGGUCGUUUGGAUGAAGAAGAAAAGAAAAGAAUUCAUCCUCCAUUGCUUUAAAAUCUAUUAUAAAACUGUUAUCAGUGUGCCUUUACAGUUAUAAGCCAGAUAAAGUAGAUGAUGUUUAAAAGUAGAAAUUAGAUUGACAAACGAGAGCACACUUUUCAUCACUUUAAUAUUUGAAAAACUUAUGAAAUAAAAGUGUUCAAAAUUC
Molecule: messenger RNA, 718 nt
Organism: Amyelois transitella
Lineage: Eukaryota; Metazoa; Arthropoda; Insecta; Lepidoptera; Pyralidae
Product: plasminogen receptor (KT)
Exons: 4
Coding region: 109-564 (151 amino acids)
Biological process (GO): positive regulation of plasminogen activation
Cellular component (GO): plasma membrane
Source: RefSeq, a predicted model, not a curated record